AGCUCGGCAGACCAGGGCGAACGCCACAUCGCCCGCUGUGAAACAAGAAACAGCCCUAAUUAAACUUCAUUUACAUUCGUGUUAGUAGAUGGAAGUGAGGUAGGCCUAAAGAAGAUAUCCGUCGGUAGUCGUCCAGGUGGCCUCGGAUGGAGUGAACAAAACCUUUGGGAUAAUGGAGGGAGGAGUUCACACAGGAAAAUGGAUCCCAAAAGCCUCUGCUGGCACCAUACUGCUCCUCAUGUGCAUGUUCAUCCCCACUUUGACAGCUUUGUUACAACUGUCAGAGGGGCUGAAGUGUCAAGAUGACGAGUAUCCUAACGAAGAAAAGGGAGUUUGUUGCAACAAAUGCCAUCCAGGUUUUAAGCUCGUAGGAAAGUGUCUUGAUAAGGACCAGAGGAGUAACUGCACCGCCUGUCCUAAAUCACAGUACAACGAAGAGAGGAACUACACCCCAAACUGCAGAACAUGCAAAAUCUGCAAAAAAUCAUGGCAUGAAGUAGAGGUAUCACCGUGUGACACAAAGCGCAACACUGUUUGCCGCUGUGAGGACGGUUAUUACAAAGAUGUAAUCGACUCAGAAACUUACCAGUGUAUCAAAUGUUCACAAUGUGGGCAUGGUGAGAAGGAAAAAGAGACAUGUACACUGGGGAGAAACACUAUGUGUGAAUGUACAGAGAACUACCACGAAGUCAAGAACAGGUGUGAACCCUGCAAGAAUUGUUCCACCGGGUGCCAACAUCUGUGUCCUUUUCUGACUACAAAACCUCCUGAGUCCGGGGAAGGAUAUCUUGUCAAAAUAUUAGGAGUAUUUUUUGCUGUUGCUAUGGUAAUGUCGGGGGUGUUGGUUGCCAUCACCUACAUUGCAACAAAACGGUCCACGAAGAACAAGUUGCUGAAGUCGUCCUCCGAAACAUCUGAUGACUCUCUGGACUCGUGUGAGAGCGGCCUGAUAUACAAAGAGCAGCAUUCUAACAGCAGUGUUGAGGCUGCCCCCCAAAGUCCUGUGAGGGAUCAGGAGAGGUCCGAUCUGCUGGGCAGCCCCCCUCUGGAAAUCAAGAUCCCUGACCUGAUCUACAUGGUGCUGGAUCUGGUUCCUGUGCUGAAGGUGAAGCAGCUGAUGCGCGCUCUUGGUGUAAGGGAUUCAGAGAUCGAACACGCGGAGCUGGAUUACAGAUCCUCCCGGGAGGCUCACUACCAGAUGCUGAGGGUGUGGGCUGAGAGAGGGUCCCGUGCAGGUGGCGGAGGAUGUGGGGGAAUGCUGCACAGAGCUCUGCUGCAGGAGUUGUUGGACAAACUGAGAGAGAUGAAUCUUGGACGGGCGGCAGAGGAGCUGGAAACAAAGUACGGCAUUCAGUGAUUCUGCGACGGGUGAAAAAGCUUAUGAAACCAAGUAUUGUUCUCUUCAGAGACUCUUAUACGGUGCUACAAUUAGAGCAGUCAUUUCACAGCAGCCAGCGUCACUGAGCACUCUACCUCUCCUCCUGCAAGUUACUCGCUAAGAUGCCACAUUCAAACUACUGAGAGUGACGAUCAAAUGGUUCAGGGAGGAGGGGUCACUGAAAAUGUGAUUUUGCACUGAUAUAUUCUGCUUAAAAUGUGUCAAGAGCUUUUAGCAUUUUGCAUGUUUCUAAGUGAUCUCGGAGGGAUAAUGAGACCUUCUGGGAACAAGGCUUUUUCUGAUUGUGAACAGAGCUAGAUGUUGUAACAUCAGCUGUAAAUUAAAUAAGCCAGUUAGCAAAGCUUAGGAUCAAGACUGGAAACAGGAGGAAACAGCUAGCCUGGCUCUCUCCUAAAGUAGAAAAACAACAACCUAUUGAUACGUGUUAACAUGUUUGAUCUGGUUUUGAACAGAUACAAAGUGUACUGGCCAAAAUGUGUAGUUUUACAUGGAGUUUCAUCCUGGAGCUGUGAGCUAUAGAUGUAAAAGUGGCCUGAGGAAGGAUCAAUGCGAUCUGUUUAGAGUUUCCAGUUUUUAAGCUAAGCUAGCUGAGCUAACAGACUCCAGCUUUGUAAUGCCAAAACAAAUAUGAGUUUGGAUUUAAAAUUGAACUUGUCUAGAAAAUUGCUGAUUAUAUUUCCAAAAAGGUCCAAUUGAAUCUUUAAAGCUGGUGAAA
This is a messenger RNA of Labrus mixtus (cuckoo wrasse), 2114 nucleotides long. It is a transcript of the gene tnfrsf1a, whose product is annotated as tumor necrosis factor receptor superfamily, member 1a. The record is from RefSeq and is a predicted model, not a curated record. Gene Ontology annotation, cellular component: membrane raft; signaling receptor complex; mitochondrion. The transcript has 10 exons. Lineage: Eukaryota; Metazoa; Chordata; Actinopteri; Labriformes; Labridae. The coding region runs from base 173 to 1357 and encodes 394 amino acids. Gene Ontology annotation, molecular function: tumor necrosis factor binding; tumor necrosis factor receptor activity. Gene Ontology annotation, biological process: inflammatory response; signal transduction.